Molecule: messenger RNA, 1518 nt
Organism: Debaryomyces hansenii CBS767
Lineage: Eukaryota; Fungi; Ascomycota; Pichiomycetes; Serinales; Debaryomycetaceae
Exons: 1
Coding region: 1-1518 (505 amino acids)
Biological process (GO): transmembrane transport
Cellular component (GO): fungal-type vacuole membrane
Molecular function (GO): transmembrane transporter activity
Source: RefSeq, a predicted model, not a curated record
AUGAAUUCUCAGUCGGGGAAUGAUAUUCCGCUCAAGCCAGUUGGUAUAAAUAGACAAGACUCAGGUGUAGUUGGUGUGAGUACAGGGAUUAGAAAUGCUGAUAAUGAAGGAACUUUAGAGACGACUUUUCUGCAUACCGAGCCCAUAGAAAGCCAAAAACCUUCUGAGGAACCAACUAAUGGCCUUAAAGCUUAUAGUGUUGUUAUAGGAUCCUUUUUAGGACUCAUUGCAAACUUUGGAGUUCUUAACUCUAUUGGUGCAAUUCAAUCGUAUGUCAGUCUGCAUCAGUUAAAGGAUAUUGAGACUUCUUCGAUAUCCUGGAUAUUUUCGAUCUAUAUGUAUUUGUCGUUCGCCAUUGGUAUUAUUGUAGGGCCCAUAUUUGUUAUGAAAGGCUCGUUUACCCCUUUACUUUACGGUACUGUGCUAAUCGUCGGAGGUUUUAUGGCUACUGCGAAUUGUACUAAAGUUUGGCAAUUCAUCCUAAGUUUUAUUUGCGUAGGAACUGGACAUGGCUUAUGUAUUACCCCAUUAGUAGGAGUUGUCAGUCAACAUUGGACUGCAAACGCUAUAGGAAGAGCAACUGGUUUUGCCACAAUUGGGGGAUCAAUAGGGGGUGUAAUUUUGCCCUUAAUGCUUCGUUCAUUAUUUCCAAAAGUUGGAUUUGCCUGGAGUAUAAGAAUCCUUGGAUUCUUCUGUUUAGCAUGUAUGAUUUGUGCAAUGCUAUUAGCUAGAGAGAAGUAUUGCACGGACUUAAUCCCUAUGGAUUCCGCAUCUACUGAUUAUGAAGAAAUGAACAAACGGAAAAAGUUCAAAGCAGCAAGUAAGAAUAUUUUGAGCUUUAACGCAUUAAGAGAUAUUAAAUAUUCAUUUCUUAUUAUAGGCGUGUUCUUUGGUGAAUUAGCACUUAUGUUAAUAGUUACCUAUUACGCAAGUUAUGCAAUUGCUCAAGGUAUGUCAGAAUCAGCAGCGUAUAUUCUUUUAACUAUAUUCAAUGCAUGCGGAGUUUUAGGUCGUUGGAUUCCUGGCCAUAUGGCUGAUAUAUGGGGACCAUAUAAUGUUAUGAUUUUGAUGUUAAUAUGUCUUGAUAUCUCUAUCAUGGUAGUAUGGCUUCCAUUUGGCUCGAAUGUUGGUGUUUUGUAUGCAUUUGCAGCUUUAUCGGGUGCAUUUUCUGCUAGUAUUUUAUCUCUCUUACCAGUUCUGUUGUCAUCAGUAACUAUUUAUUCGAUUAAAAAGGUGAAGGUAACUAAGCAACAAAAUCCUUUUGUAGAGGGUGAAGUAGAGUCUACAGAAGUCAGAUACCCGCUAGAAUUUGGCCAAAAGUAUGGUUUGCUUUAUUUUUUUGUUUCCCUUGGUAACUUAUUCGGUAUACCAAUUGCCAGUGCUGUUAUUGGAGAUCAGAGCAAACAUAACUAUGACAUGUUCGUACUUUUGUCGGGUAUUUUUGCAAUCAUAGGUACUGUGUUCUGGAUCAUUAGUAGAUACUGUAUUGUGGGAUUUAAAUUAAACGUAAAAAUAUAA